AUGCCACUUUGUAAUCAAUAUUUGGAUACUAAUAGAGACAGUUGUCCAACUUCAUGGCUCUGUUAUAGCUUUCAAACAUGGAAUAAUUCAUCACUGUGUGCUCCUCAAGUGCUCUGCUCAACACUUGAACCAUGUAUCAAUGAUAAAAAAUGUCAAGUAAGUAGCUCGGUAUGCGUCGUAAACAGUUGUUGUUCAACGCCAGUCUGUAUGCCAUUAGCAUUGAGUAAUUUAUGUACAGUAACAGCAAAUAUUGCAGUUGGUCGUAUUUGUUCAUCGGCCACUUGGCAACAAAACUCAACAACAUAUUUCCAGGAUGUAUGGCACAAUUAUCUCCAUAGCCAUGAUUUUUUUCUUGACUCAGACAAUAAUAUUAUUAUGAGUGAAUAUUGUGACAAUCGUAUUGUCAAAUAUUCAGGAAAAAAUAAUACUAUUGCUACUCUUCUUGCCAAUGGAAAUUCAACAUAUUAUAUGGAAGCAAUGUUUGUACAUCCUUCAGGAAUAAUAUAUACAGUAGAAAGUCGAUACAAUUAUUCUUCAUAUGAGAGAUUAUAUCGCUUUCAACGAUACACAAAUGUUGAUGGUCUCGCAGGAACUACUCUAUUUGGAGAUACAAGCUGUGGAACAGCAGCAAAUCAAAUAUGUGGUUGUAAGAGUCUUUUCGUUGAUACUCAAGGUGGAAUCUACUGUAGUGAUAGUCAAAAUCAUCGUAUUGUCAAAAUUAUUCCUUAUACAUCAACAAUAAUUAUCAUUGCCGGCGCAACGAAUGGCUCAAUGGGAUAUGGAACGAAUGAACUUUACUAUCCUUCAUCGAUAUUUGUUGAUCAAUCAGGAAACUUAAUAGUUCUAGAUUCUGGAAAUAGCCGUCUUCUUAAGUUUUCACCAGGAAAUCGCAAUGGAACAAUCUUAUUCUCUCCAUAUUCAUAUUCUUGGGGAUCAUAUAUGUAUGUUGAUGCGUUCGGUAUCGUUUAUUACACAUCAUACAGUGGGAUAUACAGAUGGGUACCAGGCGCAACAUAUCCAACGAUGAUUAUUGGUGGAUCAUCAUUUUCAACACUUCGUUUUGAUGUAUAUGGAAACUUAUAUACAAUCGAUAAUUCAAAAAAUACCAUUGAAAAGUAUAACAUUUUUACAAAUAAUUGUUAG
Adineta steineri is the source of this 1143-nucleotide messenger RNA. The record is from the annotation of a GenBank genome assembly. Lineage: Eukaryota; Metazoa; Rotifera; Eurotatoria; Adinetida; Adinetidae.